GUAUGUGAGGAACCCUUUGGCUUUGCCCUUGCUUCUAACUGCUGCAGGUCCCACAUGCCGGGUCCUGAGGAGCUGUGACGAUGGAGGCUCUCCCCAAAGCCCUGGAGGUCGAUGAGAAGUCUCCUGAAUCCAAGGACCUGCUGCCCAGCCAGACUGCCAGCUCCCUGUGCAUCAGCUCCAGAAGUGAGUCUGUCUGGACCGAAGCCCCCAGGAGUAACUGGGAGAUCUACCGCAAGCCCAUCAUCAUCAUGUCCGUGGGAGGUGCCAUCCUUCUCUUCGGCGUGGCCAUCACCUGCUUGGCCUACACCCUGUCUCUGGGUGAGAUGAGCCUUAAGGUCCUUAAGAUGAUAGGGCCUGCGUUCCUGUCCCUGGGACUCAUGAUGAUGGUGUGUGGGCUGGUGUGGGUGCCCAUCAUCAAGAAGAAACAGAAGCAGCGGCAGAAGUCCAUGUUCUUCCAGAGCAUCAGGUCCUUCUUCUUAAAUCGCUGAUGGUGGCCUCCCCUGCUGGCCUCCCCUCGCCCUGCAUCUCAACCAGGAGAAGGAGAUCUGAUGACCAACAUCCAACAUCCCAUCACCUUGGUGGUGGGGUUUGCCAUAAAAGUGAUCCAGGCAAGCCCACUUCCAGGAUCUGUGGGAAAGAGAGAGCU
Eptesicus fuscus (big brown bat) is the source of this 646-nucleotide messenger RNA. It is a transcript of the gene PIRT, whose product is annotated as phosphoinositide interacting regulator of transient receptor potential channels. Gene Ontology annotation, biological process: positive regulation of cation channel activity; phosphatidylinositol-mediated signaling. Gene Ontology annotation, molecular function: transmembrane transporter binding; phosphatidylinositol bisphosphate binding. The coding region runs from base 81 to 488 and encodes 135 amino acids. Lineage: Eukaryota; Metazoa; Chordata; Mammalia; Chiroptera; Vespertilionidae. The transcript has a single exon. The record is from RefSeq and is a predicted model, not a curated record.